Messenger RNA from Purpureocillium takamizusanense, 2792 nucleotides. RefSeq lists its product as uncharacterized. The coding region runs from base 290 to 2284 and encodes 664 amino acids. The record is from RefSeq and is a predicted model, not a curated record. Lineage: Eukaryota; Fungi; Ascomycota; Sordariomycetes; Hypocreales; Ophiocordycipitaceae. The transcript has a single exon.
CAUCCAUCCAUCCAUCUCCACGCCGCGCCCCCCGGGCCGUCGGUCGCCCUGACUCGAUCGAUCCAGUCGUUCCGCAGCUCCAAAGACGAGUUUGCUACUAGCGCCUCCUACACACCCAAUCUUCUCUUCCGCGGUUUCCGCAACCCCCAACGACGAUCAACGGACAAUACUACUUACUGCCAUGGCCCUCUGAAGUACGUCCCGGGCCAUUCGCUUCCAUCUUCGGUCCCUCGACAUCACCAUCGUCCCCAAUUCCUCUGAUCUGGGCGACUGUGCCAGCAAAGGCGUCAUGGCACCGAGCAGCCCGGCCGCCGACGCCCGCCACGGGGCCUCGGGGCCGACCGUCCGAGACGGCAACGCCUCCUACCACCACCGCGACGACAACGACAUGGACGACGAUGCCGACUCGAAUGUCGAGGCCACCGAGCCAACGGAAAACGGCUACCGCUACGACUCGUUCCCGUCGUAUAAUAAAAACAAUAACAAUCGCCGCUACCGCGAUACCGAAGCAGCAGCAGUCAAUAAUGGCAGUCUACAUCAUGAUCACCGCACAAACGGCGCAUCAACAGGCUCAUCCUCCUCCUCCUCCCCGCCGCUCAAACCCCCCGCGGCAUCAACGUCGGCCCGCGCCCUCGCCCCGGACCUCCUCCGCGGGCUCCUCAUGAUCAUCAUGGCCCUCGACCACACCGCCCUCGCGCUGCACACCUGGUCCCACGGCACCGGCCGCGUCCCCGAGUCCGACGACACCGUCGUGCGGCGCUUCAACCGCCCCGUCGCCUACGUCGUGCGCACCCUCACCCACCUCUGCGCCCCCGGCUUCACCUUCCUGCUCGGCAUGGGCGUCGUGUACCUCGGGCGCUCGCGCCGCGGCAGGCUCGGCUGGGGGGCCGCCCGCCUGGCGCGCUACCUGGCCGUGCGCGCCGCGGUGCUGACGGCCGUGACGGUCGUGUUUGGGCUCGUCGUCACGGCGGGAAAGGUCUGGUUCCUCAACAUGGUCCUGUUCGCGCUGGCGGUGGAUUACCUCCUCGCGGGGUUGCUGUGGAUGGCCAUGGAUUGGACGGAGGGGGCGUUGGCGCGCUGGCUGGAGGGGUGGAUGGUGAAGAAGAGCAAAGUGCGGGCAGGAGAUGGUGCGGGUGAGCGACGGCCGUUGCUGUCUAGCGAGACGACGACGACGACGACGGUGGCGGCACCGGCAGUAGCAGAUGCAACGACAGGGCGGGCCCAAGACUCGACCACCACCGCCGCGCUGGCCGCGUCCAUCUCGUGGCACGUCCACAACGCCGCGGUGCUCAUCCUGAGUACCAUCACCAUCUGGUGGAACAUAUGGCUCUCCGAGACCCAUGGCCACUGCCAGGCCGAGUCGUCGUCGCUCACCACCACCACAUUACAAUCAUCACCACCACCCUCACUCUCAGCCUCCUCUUCCUCCUCCUCCUCCUUCACGCCAUCAUCAGCAUUUAGAACAGCCACCGCACCGCAAAAUCCCCUCCUGCGCAUCUGGUUCUGGCCCGUCAUGGACGCCGCCACCACCGGCGGCGGGCGCGUCCUGUCCGGCUUUCCCCCCAUGGCAUGGCUCUCCUUUGCCAUCCUCGGCCUGCUCUACGGGCGCGUCCUCGUCGCCCAGUCCUCUCGCCCGCGCUCGCCCCGCGCCGUGGCCGCCGCGCACGUCCUCGUCGCGCUGCUCUUCGCCCUCGUCUUUGUCCUCACGCGCGUGCUCCGCGUGGGGAACCUCUCCGAGGGCUGCCUGCAGACCCCCGCUCAGCAGCAGCAGCAACGUCAAGAUGCCAACCCGUACCUCGCCGACAUGCCCUCCUUCUUCUACAUCGUCAAGUACCCCCCGGACGUCUCCUUCUGGGCCUUUGCCAUGGCCGGCAACCUCUUCCUGCUCGCCCUCUUCGCCGCCCUCCCCCCGCGCCGCCUCGCCCCUCCCCAUCCUCAUCCUCAACCUCAUUCCCACCACGACCACCACCUGCGCCGUUGGAGCCACCGCCUCCUCGCCCUCCCCGCCGCCAUGCUCCUCGACUUUGGCACCACCGCCCUCUUCUUCUACGUCGCGCACAUGCUCCUCGUCUUCGCCCUCGGCGCCGCCCUCGUCGCCCUCUUCGGCCACGACACGGGCGUCGCCACCGACCCCAUGAACCCCGGCGACACGCGCGGCAUCGACAACAUCGCCGCCUACUUUGCCGUCUGGGCCGCCGCCAUGCUCAUGCUGUGGCCCGUCUGCAGGGCGUAUAGCAGGUUCAAGAGCACCAAGUCGGCGGAUUCCAUCUGGCGCUUCUUUUAGCUUUGACUGCGUUUCUUUGUGUGUGUAUGUGAGUGAGUGAGUGAGAGAGUGUGAGUGUGUGAGAGAGAGAAAGAGAGAGAAAGAGAGAGAGUGGAGGUAGAGGCGAGUUGUUAGGUUGGGACAGGACAGGACAAGCAGAAUCGUAGAACGGUGGUUGUUGGCAUGUCAGAGGCAUUCCAUCUACAGGAUAGACUGUUCGCAUCACAUCAAGAUAGAGCGCGUACAAAAAUAUGAGCGUAUUUUUUUUCUUUUUGCUGCUACCCAUACACGUCCCUCGCCAAUGUCAUGUCAUGAUGAUGGCACGUCGACGACACUCAUCAUCAAGACCCAUCACAGAGUCACAGAGACUCAUCGCUCCCAACGCCAAGUCUCUCCAUGUCCUCCCUCCAACUCCUCUUCACCUCAUCCAGGAACCCCUCCACCGUCAGCAAAUCCACCGCCACCCCCGCGAGCCCCUUGCCGACCAUGGCCGCGCGGGCGAAGGCGUCGCGCGUGCCCGCCGCCGCCG